CAUGCAGCUCACAAGAAGAGCAAGAACAAAGAUCCUGUGGUGUUUUGGACUGAACAUGUAAUUUAUUCACCCAGCUGUCAGAGAGAAAAGUCUGCAGAAUCCUCUUGGAUAUACUAAGAAAGAAAAACAGGACAUUGUAUCAUUAGAAAGAAAAAUUGAAGCAUGGGGAAGAAAAGGGCUAAAGACAAAAGUAUUAAGAAAAAUGACCAGCAAAAUUUGCCUGAAAAAAUUGAAGACUGGACAAAAGAACAUGUGAAACAAUGGGUGACAGAUGAACUUAAGCUGGAGGAGAAACAUGGCAAUACCCUUUUUCAGCAAGAUGUGACAGGCACCAUUCUGAAGCUCUUGUCCAAGCAAGACUUUAUUGAUAUGGGGAUAACCUAUGGCCCAGCUAUACAAAUUAUGCAUGCACUAAAAGGGAGAGAUGAUCCAGGAGAAGGCACUAGCAAAGUUCCUAGUAAAGAACCCAGCACAGAGACUCUUAAUGCUAAGCCUUCCAUGAAAAACAGAGAUGAAGGAAGGAUGGAAGAAAAUGACCAAGGGAAAUCAAAGUCAGCUGACAUCUACAUACCAACAGAACUUACAAAACCUGAAUGCACUGAACAACCAAUGCCUGCAAUUCAAAAAGCAAUGGACAAUGUGAAUGGCCAGGAAAAUGGAAACAACCCACUUCCAACAAGACAAACUUGCCUACCAUAUCCUUUUGAUGACUUCCAUAGUGGUCAUCGUUACAUACAACAACAUGUUCUCAGUAUUCCUGAGACAGGACCACUCAAUCUCAUUGAGCCAGCUCAUGAGUUUAAACUUUUUACAAAUGCAAUAGAGAAUGCAACUGAAGAGAAUUUGAAGAUGAAAUUUUGCAACGAGGUGUUUCGAUUUGCUGCAGCAUGCAUGAAUUCUCGCACCAAUGGUACUAUCCAUUUAGGAGUUCGAGACAAACCUCAUGGGGAAAUUGCUGGAGUGAAAGUUGAAAAUAAAGAUGUAUAUAUUUCCUAUUUUAAUGCAAUGAUAAAGAAAUAUUUUGAAAAUGUUGUAGAUGUUGCAAAGGGUUGCAUUAGGGAACCUAGGUUUGUGGAAGUUUUACAGCAAAAUAACACUGCAUCUGAGACAUUUGUCAUUGAAGUAGAUGUGGUUCCAAAACAUUCUGUUUGUCAAUCUAAAUAUUUCCCAAGUAAGAUGUACAACUAUGACACACAAAAAAUGGAAUCAUAUUUCUUUAUAAGGGAUGGAGCUUCUUCUAAAAACCUUCCUGAACAUGGUAAAGAACGUAAAUUAUUUAUAUCUGAAUUGGACAAAUUAGCAGCAUUACGAAAGGAAGCUGAGGAAGAACAUCGAGAAAAAAGGAAAAAAAGAGAUGGCGAAGGUCACAAGCUGGUGAGCCUACUCACUGGAAAUAACGACUUGUUAGAUAACUCCCAUUAUGACUGGUAUAUUUUAGUUCUAAACAAAUGCCAUCCAUCUGAUAUACAACAUGUGCACUUUUUGCAGGAAAUAAACAUAUUUGCUGUUCUGGAGUUUGAUCCUGAGUCAGCAAGCAAUGGUGUGGUCAAAGCAUUCAGAGAAAACAGAGCUGCAAAUCUUCAUAUUCCAAAGAAAUAUCAGAAACCUGGGAAUUCAGCUUCUGAAACAACUGAAGAGUUGAAUCUUUAUCAGCAACCAAGUUGGAUUUUUUGCAAUGGUAUGUCACAUCUGAGUGGUGAAACAUUUCAGCCAUUGAACCCUAGCCUGUGGCAGCAACAGAGGGCUGCUGAAGUCCGAAAACUGAUUUCAUUUCUUUCUCGUCCAGACAUAAUGCCCAGAGGGAAGUUUUUGGUAGUGUUUCUCUUAUUGUCCAAAGUAGAGGAUCCAGGUGAUCCCAUGAUUGAAGUAUUUUGUACAUUUUAUCAAGAGCUUCAAGGACUUGAUGACAUGCUGUGCAUUUGUAUUGGGGGGAAAACUUACCAGCGCUGGAAAGACCUCUUGCAAGCCAGAUUUAUUGAACCAGAUGCACUAGCAGACAGAUGCAUAUCUAAUCUGAGCCUGGAAAUGGUGAAUGGUACUAUCUUAAAAUUAAAAUCAGUGACACAAACUUCUCAGAGAUUUUUACCAUCUAAAGGAUUUUCCUCUUCAAUUCUCUCAAAGAAAGAUGAAGACUGCAUGACUGCCCUUGAAAUACUUUGUGAAAAUGAAUGCAAAGACACAGAGAUUGAGAAGGAUAAGGACCGUUUUUCUAAAUUUAAAAAAUCCCAAGAAGAGAAUUUUUAUCGAGGUGGGAAAGUGUCUUGGUGGAAUUUUUAUUUCUCCUCUGAAAACUAUAGUUUGUCUUUUAUUAAGCGAGACACGUAUGAGAAACUUGAAGAGCUGAUUGAAUCAGAACCUCAGUCCCCAAAACAAUCUUCAACAAAAAUUAUCAACCUGUACCAUCACCCAGGCUGUGGUGGCACUACUUUAGCUAUGCAUAUUCUCUGGGAAUUGAGAAAGAAAUUUAGAUGUGCUGUUCUGAAAAACAAAACACUUGAUUUUGCAGAGAUUGGAACACAACUGACCACUUUAAUCACAUAUGGGACAUCAAACCAGUCUGAUUAUUUGCCUGUUUUGCUACUUGUGGAUGAUUUUGAAGAACAAGAAAAUGUUUACUUGCUGCAGCAUGCUAUCCAAUCCGCUAUAACUGAAAAGGGUAUUCGGUAUGAAAAUCCUCUAGUCAUCAUCUUAAAUUGUAUGCGAUCACAGAAUCCUGGAGAAAGUUCAAAGAGCAACAGUCUGAACAGCAUUGCUCUGAAGCAAAAUCUAAGUGUGAAAGAACAAAGAGCUUUUGAGGAAAAACUAAAAGAAAUUGAAGACCAGUAUGAGCAUCCUGAAGAUUUUUAUUCAUUUAUGAUUAUGAAAAAAAAUUUUGAUCAGCAGUACAUUGAAAAUGUAGUUAAGAACACAUUGAAAGGUCUUAAUGUUACAAGUAAGCAAGCUCAACUUAUUUCUUUUCUGGCACUGUUAAAUUCUUAUGUUACAGAGUCCACCAUCUCAGUCUCACAAUGUGAAGAAUUUUUAGGAAUUAGCACCAAAAAGGCUUACUGGGGUAGAGAAAGCUUAGAAGACAAGAUGGGAAAUUGUUCCAACAUAAUAAUUCAAACUGAAGUGCAGGAACGUGGCCGCUACAAGGGGGUACGGAUCAGUCACUCACUAAUUGCUAAACAGUGUCUAGAAGAAUUUAAACAAACAUACAAAUUGACUAAAAGUGAGAUUACACUUUUGUUGUUACAAAAUAAUUUAUUUUAUGACACUGGCAUAGGGAGAGACAAAAUACAGCAAGAUGUGCAAAGCAUGCUGCUUACAAGACACCGAAAGGAACAUGGAGAUGACACAGACACAUUGUUUUCCCCAUUAAUUGAAGCCAUUCAGAAAGAAGAACGGGGCACUGAAGUCGAAAGGGUCUUAAGUGAAGGAGCCCAAAGAUUUAACCAGAAUGUAUUUCUUAGUCAAGCCUUAGCACGGCAUUUCUACAUUAAGGAGAAAAAAUUUGACGUAGCACUAGAGUGGGCUAUGAAAGCAAGAAAAGGUGCUCCUAAUAACUCCUAUAUAUCAGACACUUUGGGCCAAGUUUAUAAAAGUGAGAUAAAAUAUCGGCUUGAGGAAAAUGCACAAAAAUCUAUCAUAAGUGUUGAUGUUCUGAAAGAUUUAUUGGAACUUGCAAAGAAUGCUUCAGGAGCAUUUAAAGUAUCUCAACAACAAACAGAAAACAAAGAGAGUGAAAGGGAAGAUUUUCAGAGUACAAAAUACAAAAGAAGGUACGAAAUAUAUAAUACAUCUGGUUAUCUAGGGGAAAUAGAAACUGGGUUGUACACUAUAGAAAUUCUUGAAUGUACUCCUUUGUUCAAUAAAAAAGAUGAACUUUCUAGAAAGCAUCUCAUACACUUCUUAUCAGGAAACCAAGGUAUCCCCAAAUCCACAUGGAACACGGAAAGUGAAGAAUAUAGGUUGAUACUUGAAGACUAUGGAAGUUAUUUAGGUACCUUGCAAGGAAGUUUUAAAAAAGCAUUUGACUUUUUUGAGAACUACUUUGUCUUUCUAAAACCAAAGAACCCUGAAAAAGAAAUUGUUGAGCUCAAAAUACGGAAGAAGGUUCAAGAAUUUUUUAAAAAAUAUGUCGAAAUAUUUUGCAAGUCUGAUUUUGACCUGUUAAUGAACUCAAAAUUGAGUUCAUCUUUGCAAGUGGAAAAUUAUAGGAAGAGUUUAGAGGGUUCCAAAGCAGACAAGUUUUCUGGGCUUUUGGAACAUCUCAGUAAUCAUGAAAAGGCUAUAAGCAAACUGGAGGACAUAGUAAAGAAGUAUAACAUUUUGCUUGCUCAGAGCUCUACCAAAUUUCUGCAGAGGGACAAACAGAAUUUUAUUUUGGCCAAUAUUAUUCUUCAUUGUCUCAAUCCAAAAUCCAAGAUGGUGAGAUCUUUUUCAGAGCUGAAAGAACAGCUCAGAACAAUCCUACAGUCAGUAGACCUAGAGCAUCGAUUUGCAGAACCAUACUUCUUAGCUUCCUUGUUGUUCUGGCCCGAAAAUCAAAAACAGCUAGAUAAAGAUUCGAAGCAAAUGGAAAAAUAUAUCAAUUCAUUAAGGAAGGCAUUUAAUAGACAGUACUGGCAAAUGUGUCGUUCCAAACAACCUAUAGCACUUUUCUAUCUUGGGAAAGGCAGCAAUUUGAAUAAAUUUAUUCAUAAAGGAAAAAUUGAUCAGUCUUUCAGUACCUGGUCCAACAAUGAGUUGAGCGCCCUUUGGCAAAGUGGAGAGAUAUGGAAAACAAAGAAUGCCAAAUAUCUUUUGCUCCGGCUGACUGGCAAGGCCGAAGAUAACAUUGUAUACGUGGAUUAUGGUAUUGAUGAAGAUCUGAAAAUUCCAGCGCGGCCUGUUUUCUUAGGUCAACUGAAGAGUGGCAGAAGCAUCGAAAGAGUGUCUUUUUAUUUGGGUUUUUCCAUUGGAGGCCUGAUAGCCUAUGACAUAGAAAUCAUUUAACUGUUUUUGAAACUAUGUUCCUCGGAUUUUGUAAAUGGAAUGUCGCAUCUGUUUUGUCUAUAGCAGCUGUAAGAGGUGUAUUCCACCAUCACUACCCUACUAUCUGCCGUACUAACUGCACAUGCAGCAUCCCCUGACUUUAAAGGACAAAGAUAUCAUUUACAUUUAAUAUGGAGCUACACUGCAAAAUGAAUUAUAGUGUGUUUUCUAAGUGAUCUCUGUUUCCACUGAAGAUCUCUUUAGGUGACCACUACAGCUACAGCAGUGGGGCGGAGGGGAGUGAGCAAAUAAUGACUGGAGGGUAGGUUGUCUUGACUAUUAGCUAUUGAUAUUGCUGCCUGCCACAAAUUAUGGUAAUAAUCCUUUCAUGAAUACAGUUACACUAUUAGAUACCACUGCAGCUUGUUCUAGUGCGCAUUAAAGAACAGUUUCCUUAUAAAUCCUGUUGCAUGUCAUGUUUCCUGUUGCAAGUUAAUUGCUAAUAUAUCCUUGGAUUUGGUCAGAUGGGCAUGUUUACACCUGUUAUUACAGGAUAAAGUAAAUAUACUCAAAAUGAAUAUUGUAUCUCAAAUUAUAUAUGUUUUGUAUGCAAUUUCUUUUCAUAUACUUUGUAGAUAUAUUCAUCAAAUUAAUAUUUUGUUCAGAAAUUUAUGUGGGGUUCAUCACCACCUAAGAUUUCUUUAAAGAGGAUGCAACUUGCAAUUAAAAAAGGAGGUUUUAAUCUUCCUGAUCUUUGUUUAUAUCAUCAAGCAUAUUUGUUAACUUGUAUGAAUUAUUGGGAUCACCCCUUUCACUCCAUCUUGGGCUCUUGAAGGCUUUGUGUUUAUAGCCAGUUUUUAAAUUGAAUGCAUUAAGAUAUACUUACGUUAAAAUGGAUUAUGUUCCUCUUGCAAUCUCUGCAGUUAGAGAAGUAUGAUGCACAACAUCAUGAAAAUAUCAAUUUGACCCAAUCUCACCUGCUAAACUAACAUUAUGGGCCAAUUCAAAUUUAAAAAUUAGGAGGGAAUCUUUUUUCUGGAAGGCUUGGACAGACAGGAGGAUUUUUAUGAUCAAUUGAUAGGUUAUGAUGAUGAAUUCUUGUCCUUUUCUCAGCUGAGGUCUAGUUAUGAUUUGCCUAAUUUUGCUGAAUGGCAAUAUUUACAAUUGCAACAUCUGUUGGUGUUCAAAUGUGGCCCUGUAGUUUUGAGUGCUUCAGAAUUGCCUCCUCUUUUGGAAACUUGAAUUGAAUCAACACAAAGAACGAAACCUACAAUAUUUGUGUAUAAAUAUUUGAUAUCAGUUAAUAAAUAUUAUAUGCAGAAUCUCAAAGAUGAAUGCAAUAGUGAGCUAGAUCAUUCCGUUCUGCCAAAGCAAUGGGACAUGGCUUUAAGCCUUAUACCUGUUGCUUUUAUGGAUAUUAAGCUGUGACUUAUUCAGCAAAAAAUUAUUUAGUGUAUAUUGGAGACCACAGCGCCUUUUCAGUAAAAGAUUUAAGUACAAUGUCCAAUUGUUAGCAUUGUAACUUACAAAAUAUGUCUCUGAAGCAAAUGUUUUGGACAUGUCCCGUUAUUUGGUCCUUUGGGGAGGAUGUCAUUACUCAUAUUAAUUUUGUAUUAAAAUACUCAUUUAUUUGUGAGGAUGUUUACGUACUUUUAAAUGAUUUGCCUGUCUCAUGGAAUCUAACCAAUGGUUAAUGGAAAUGGCUCCUCUGUGACCUUACAAUCGCUAAAAGAUUUAUAUCUUUUAUAUAUUUAUAUCACCGCCCAGAGCCCCUGGGGAUGGGCGGUAUAUAAAUUGAAUAAAUAAAUAAAUAAAUAAAUAAAUAUUACAGCACAGGGAAGACAAAAGUCCACUUCCCAUAACUCAUUGGAUUGAGGACCUUAUAUAAACUUAUCAGCAUUCGAACAUAUUGCAUAUAGACGACAAUUGCACGUGGACUAAUUUUUAGAUAUUUGGAGACCUUUUAUAGAAGUUUAUGUACAGAUUCACCAGAAUUAUUUCAUAGUUUUGUUGUUGUUGUUGUUUCUUUCCUUUUUUUUUUGCUCUGCACAAAAAUUAAAAUUAAAAAAAACUUUAAAAUGU
Eublepharis macularius is the source of this 7038-nucleotide messenger RNA. RefSeq names its product sterile alpha motif domain containing 9 like (gene SAMD9L). Bases 163 to 4977 code for a protein of 1604 amino acids. Gene Ontology annotation, molecular function: protein binding. The transcript has 3 exons. The record is from RefSeq and is a predicted model, not a curated record. Lineage: Eukaryota; Metazoa; Chordata; Lepidosauria; Squamata; Eublepharidae. Gene Ontology annotation, cellular component: cytoplasm.